ACAAAGAGUACGAACUAGGUUCUGCAAGCGACUGCCAAGAUGGAACCAUGUUUUGGCCAUGUCGAUCCUUACAAAAAGACUCCACUUGCGGUCUCGCCGUCGACUUCCUUUUUGGGACGGCUCCCAUUGCGCAUCGCAUCCCGAGGCCUUUUACAGCAUUCGGAUGUGAAGGUCCCGGCCAAGUCAUGAAUAGUAUAGAGACAAUUUGAACGUCGAGGAUGUUCCGAUCAGAUCCAGUGAACGGGAUAAAAGGAGCACCAUGGCCACCAGCUCCGGGAUCUUUGCAAGUCAAUUCACUUCAUCAAGUCUCUUACAAGUGACCUUAACCCUCAAUCUACCCCCAGAAUGACCCGAACAGAACUCACACUCGAUGCGGUCGUCAUCGGCGGCGGCUUCGGUGGCUGCACUUCCCUCUACCGCCUCCGCGAGAUGGGCCUCACGACCAAACUCUUCGAGGCAGGAAGCGCUUUCGGCGGUGUUUGGCACUGGAAUAGUUACCCCGGGGCUCGUGUGGAUAGCGAAAUGCCCGCCUACCAGUUCAAUAUCCCCGCCGUAUGGAAGGACUGGAAUUGGAGCGAACGGUUCCCUGGCAGCGAGGAGCUGAAGCGAUACUUUGAGCAUGCUGACCGCGUGCUGGAGCUGAGCAAAGAUACCUAUUUCAACACAGUCGUAUCGGAGUGUCGCUAUGACUCGGCGAGUGGACUAUGGAUUGUCCAGACCUCGACCGGCAUCAGGGCAACGUGCAAGUACCUCAUCGCCGCAACGGGAUCCUCCUACAAGAAAUACUUCCCCGAAUAUCCCGGUCUGAACCAAUACAAGGGCCAGCUAAUCCACCCAGCGGCGUACCCGGAUAAACUCGACGUCACAGGAAAGAAGGUCGGCGUUGUCGGCAACGGAGCUUCGGGUCUCCAAAUCGUCCAGGAACUGGCAAAGGAAGACUGCGAAUUAACCUCGUUUAUCCGCAAUCCCUGCUUCGCAAUCCCCAUGAAACAGCGGAAUAUCUCUCCGGAAGAGUCCGAAAUGAUGAAAGGGUACUACGACGCCCUCUUCGACCGCUGCUAUAAAUCUGCCACGGGUUUCCCGCAUAACACCAGGCCUCAGGCGGCCAGCCAGGCAUCGCCCGAGGAACGGAAGGCUGUUUUCGAUGAGCUUUGGCAGCGCGGUGGAUAUAGUUUCUUGGUUUCGAACUACUAUGACUUCCUCCUCAAUGAAGAGGCCAACUCGAUCUUUUACAAUUACUGGGUACAACAGGUUCGAGCUCGCAUGACGGACGAGAAGAAGAUGGAUAUUGUUGCACCGUUGAAGCAGACUUACCUGGUCGGUACUAAGCGGCCGAGUCUGGAGCAGGAUUACUACGAGAUGAUCGAUCGGAAGAAUGUCAUCCUGCAUGAUUUGAAGAAGGCGCCUAUCCUGGAAUUUGAUGAGACCGGUGUGGUCACGGCCGAGGGCCAUCGUGAUCUCGACAUCGUCAUCUUUGCGACGGGAUACGAUGCCGUCACAGGUAGUUUGCUGGAUCUGGGCAUCGAAGAUCGGAACCAGGUCUCUUUGAGUGAGAAAUGGAAGGAGGGGACGACUACUCAUCUGGGCUUGAUGAUUCCCGACGCGCCAAAUCUGUUCCUGGUUUAUGGACCGCAGGCGCCGACUGCGUUGGCUAAUGGACCGCCUUUUAUUGAGAUGGAGGUCGAUUGGAUCUGUCGGGCGAUUACGAAGAUGCGUGACGAGGGCUUGGCGUCUGUCGUGCCCACGGCCAAGGCAGCGGAGCAGUGGAAGGAGGAGGUUCGCCUGGUGUCCGAGAAUACGCUCUAUCCCAAGACGAACUCGUGGUAUAUGGGCACUAAUAUCCCGGGCAAGAGGCGGGAGCCGUUGAUCUGGCUGGGUGGCAUCCAGAAAUGGUGGGAAAAGUGCACUGAUGCGCUUGAGAGCUGGGAGGGCUUUUCUACUCAGCCAUUGUAGGUUUGUUUGUGUUUGGUAAUUGUAUGUAGACUGCAGUACUCUUCAAGCAAUAUAGUAAUAUACCAGUCCUUAGCUUGUCGCGUUAAGUGUGCUCGAUACAUGACCAAUAUUCCAGAGUAAGUUUGCCUCCUAAUGA
Aspergillus pseudonomiae is the source of this 2089-nucleotide messenger RNA. RefSeq names its product flavin-containing monooxygenase. Gene Ontology annotation, molecular function: flavin adenine dinucleotide binding; N,N-dimethylaniline monooxygenase activity; NADP binding. The record is from RefSeq and is a predicted model, not a curated record. Lineage: Eukaryota; Fungi; Ascomycota; Eurotiomycetes; Eurotiales; Aspergillaceae. The transcript has a single exon. The coding region runs from base 346 to 1953 and encodes 535 amino acids.